CUGGGAUUUCCUUCGCCUCGAACUGCCCCUAGUUAUAUCGUGAGACUCCAACUUGCUUGCCCAGACCUAUCUGUUGUCGCUCAGUUUCGCUAGCCUUUGAUCUCUACUCUGGCUGGAUUUGCCGAAUUAACUCAUUAUCCAUAUUCAAAUGUUCCAUCCUCUGCGGCCAUGAUUUUUCGAUGGCUCCUGCUGGUGAGCUGCCUCCUUUUGGCUCUCAUCCCCCAUCAAAGUGCAGCGAAGAAGCCCGAUCAACCAAGUAUCACAGCAACACAAUUGGACCAUGAACCUUCUGCUCUCUUCUAUUUCGAGGACACGGAAACUGUUCUUAUGAGCCUGAGAAAUGGGGACUUUUUGCAGUCAUUUGAUGGGGGUGAUGAAUGGGAAGUGGUUGAGGGCGAAGACGGCAGCAUGAAGCACCAAGUCCUGUUCAUACGACAACAUCCCUUCGACAAGAAUAAGGCCUACGCCCUCGGUAGUAACGGACGUCACUUGGUCACCACGGACCAAGCAAAAACAUGGAGAUCAUUUGAUAUCGCCGAAUUUCCAGCCAUGCAGCAUGCUCCUCUCGUUUUCCAUGGGUGGGACUCGAGCAAAGUCAUAUUCCAAAGCGAAGAAUGUGCCGGGCUUUUCUGCAUUGUAAGGUCGUACUAUACGACAGAUGAUUUCAAGACACUCAAGCUCUUGCGAGAGAGUGCUGCGGGGUGUUCUUGGGCGGUAGGGCAUCCUGACUUUGCUGCAGACUUAGAUUCAUCCGAAGGUCUGAAGGACAGAUCACUGUGUGUUGUUCCGGGCUUAAAGGUCCCCUUCGGACAUGCCAACCGCCUGGUAUACUCAGACGAUUACUUUGUCAGUAACAUCGAGGGCACAGAGGUGAACUUGCACGAGGGCCGUCCUGUUUCCGGCGUGAUCAGCACGGCCGCAGUCAAGAAAUUCAUCGUGGCCGCAGUCAAGUCCAAGGGGACUGAAGAACUUGCUUUGUUUGUGACGACAGACACGGAUACCUGGCAUCGAGCCGAAUUUGAUGGGCAUCGAGUAGAGCAGGAUGCCUACACGAUGCUGGAGAGCACCAACUACAGCUUGCAAGUAGACGUCUUGACCAGCCCAUCUAGCAGCAUGGGCGUGCUUUUUACUUCCAAUUCGAACGGUACUUUCUUUAGCCGCAAUAUUGAGCACACCAAUCGCGAUAUGGAGGGCACCGUCGAUUUCGAGAAGAUUGCUGGCAUCCAGGGCAUAGUCAUGGUUAACACUGUGAAGAACCCGAAAGAGGUCGAGUCCGGAUCUGAAAAAAAGAUCAUCAGCAGAAUAAGUUUUGACGACGGGAGGAGCUUCCAACCUCUCAAGGUUGAUGACAAGAAUUUGCACCUACACUCGGUCACGACCUUCGCCAAUAUUGGUCGGGUAUUCUCAAGCCCGGCACCAGGGCUAGUCAUGGGUGUUGGCAAUACGGGUGAUCAUCUUCAAAAGUAUGCCGAUGGCGAUCUCUAUAUCUCAGAUGACGCCGGUGUCACUUGGCGCCAUGCUCUUGAUGGGCCACAUAAAUACGAAUUUGGCGACCAAGGGGCUGUUGUAAUGGCAAUCAGUGACAAUGGCAAAUCUAACAAGAUUAGUUUUUCCCUCGACCAUGGCAAGAUCUGGGAAUCGGUGGAGAUUGAGCAUAAGAUUUACCCUACGAUGGUCACAACGACACCGGACUCCACUAGCCUGAGGUUUAUUCUUGUCGGGAAGCGAAGCGAGGACAGCGGCCACGUCGUCUAUGCAAUCGAUUUUAAGGGCCUGCACGAGCGGAAAUGCGAAGAGAAUGACUUCGAGACGUGGCCAGCCAGGCUAGAUGAGAAUGGAGAGCCUGACUGCUUGAUGGGCCAGAAGCAAUUCUUCCGUCGUAGGAAGGCGAAUGCUGACUGUUUCGUGGAUGAGGAGUUCAAGGACCCCCAGCCAAUUAUGGAGCCAUGCAAAUGUACGAUCGAAGACUUCGAGUGCGAAUACAAGGGCAGCGAGGACGGCAAAGGCUGUAUCCCGGCUGUUUUGCCGACGCCCCCGGAAGGAAAAUGCAAGGACACUGAUACUUUCAUGGGACCCUCCGGUUGGAGAUUAAUACCUGGUGAUACCUGCAUCCGAGACGGCGGCAAAAAUUUGGACGAUGACAUUGAGUGGCCCUGCAAGGAUGCAGGCAAUGUGCCCACAACUGGCAAACCCAGCGUGGUAAAACAGUUCUUUGAUGCAAAGCAGUUCAGUGCCUACUACUACCUGGAACGUCAGUCAAGCAGUUCUGGGAACGAUGAGACCGUCGUCAUGCUCACCAGUGAACACGCAUUCUAUGUAUCGCAUGAUCAUGGCAAGACGUGGGAGCAGUCGCUGAAAGGCGAGAAAGUCCGCAGAAUUGUUCCUCAUCCUUACAAUAGUGAUGGCGCUUUUCUCCUAACCGAUGGCAUUGAAGGCUUUUGGACAGUCGACCGCGCCCAAUCGUUCAAACCUUUCAAGGCACCAGCGCCCCCCACCGAAGAACGUCUCUUAACCCUCUCAUUUCAUCCCCAAUAUAAAGACUGGUUGAUCUGGACAGGGGCCGUGGACUGUGGAUCUAAUGACUGCCACUCCAAUGCCUACCUCAGUAAAAACCGUGGAGAGAAUUGGGAACUGCUUCGUCGCUACGUUCAGAAGUGCGAAUUUGAAAGCAGGGAAAACCGCGCAGAUAGCAUGAAUCUUAUCUUCUGUGAGCAAUUUGAGAAUGAGAACAGGAACAAUCGGCUACAGCUGAUGUCUAGUGACAACUGGUUCUCCGACUGGCAUGUCCAUUUCGAGGACGUCAUCAGCUAUGCUACAAUGUCUGAGUUCAUUGUUGUGGCUUCACGAAAUGCGGAUAAGCCAGGCUCCUUGGUGGCUAGCAGCAGUGUGGAUGGUAGGACAUUUGCAGAGGCGCAGUUCCCUCCAAAUGUCAAUGUUCCCGUUCAAACGGCCUAUACCGUGCUUGAAAGUUCUACGCAUGCAGUUUUCCUGCAUGUUACUGUAAGCAACUCGGAGGGGGUCGAGUACGGAUCAAUCAUCAAAAGCAACAGCAACGGCACCUCCUAUGUGCUCAGCCUCAGUGCGGUGAACCGGAACCGCCGCGGGUAUGUCGAUUUUGAAAAGAUACAAGGCAUGGAAGGUGUGGCAGUUGCGAAUGUCGUCAGUAAUGUGGAUAAGCUGCCGGACGGUGAAACCAAGAAGCUAAGGACGAUGAUUACUCACAAUGACGGAGGCCGAUGGACCUUACUUGCUCCCCCAAUAAAAGAUGCAGAUGGCAAGAAGUUCGGGUGUUCUGUCGAAGGUCAAGGCAUACCUGGCUGCUCGCUCCACCUUCAUGGCUAUACGGAACGCAGAGACGAACGGGACACAUUCUCUUCCAGUUCAGCGAUUGGUCUGAUGAUGGGGGUUGGCAAUGUUGGCGACCAUCUCGGUGAGGCAGAGGAGGCAGACACAUUCAUUACUCAGGAUGCUGGCUUCACCUGGAAGUCUGUCAAGAAGGGCAAAUAUAUAUGGGAGUUUGGUGAUGCCGGUUCCGUGAUUGUGAUUGUGCCUGAGUCUAAGCCAACCCAAACUCUAUCCUACAGCAUUGACGAGGGAAACACAUGGAUAGACUUUGUCUUUUCAGACGUGGAAAUGCAGAUUGACGAUAUUUCAACUGUUCCUUCUGACACUUCGAAGAGCUUUCUCCUUUGGGGCAAAGAGUUGAAAUCGGACUAUCGAGACAAGCUCGCCACUGUCAGCGUUGACUUUAGUGGACUCCGUUCCACCUCAUGCAAAUUGGAUGAGAGUAGAGCGGAGAGCCAUGACUAUUACAUUUGGGAACCAAAACAUCCGUAUGUGGACAAUGGCUGUUUGUUCGGCCACGUUGAGCAAUACCACCGCAAAAAGCCUUCGGCUCAAUGUUGGAACAAUUGGCGGGAACCUCACGUUCACAGCAUCGGGAAGAAUUGCACAUGCACGUGGGCUGAUUAUGAAUGUGACUAUAACUAUGAACCUUUGAGUGAUGGAAGCUGUAAACUUGUUGACGGACUUUCUCCUCCCGACGCCAAGGCCGUUUGCAAGGACGACCCUGAUAGAAUCGAGUACUGGGAGCCCUCGGGAUAUCGACGUCUUCCUCAAUCAACGUGCGAGGGCGGGCUACAAUUGGAUCAUGUCGAAUCCAAACCUUGUCCUAACAAAGAGGAAGCGUAUAAGAAGAAGCACGGUAUUGGCGGUGUCGGUCUGUUUUUCGCGAUCAUCACCCCAAUUACUGUGGCAAGCGCCAUCGGUUAUUAUGUCUAUACCAGGUGGGACGGCAAGUUUGGCCAAAUUCGCCUUGGAGAGAAUGUUGGCACCUCCCAGGGUCUGCUAUCGCGAGACUCUUUGCUUCUCACAGUACCGGUUGCGAUAAUCGCGGGCGCUGUGGCCAUCACAAGGGCGCUUCCGCUCCUGGCUUCAAGUCUCUGGCGAAGCGCUAGUGGCUACGUGCGUCUAGGACGCAACAGGGGGUACUCAAGGCCAUAUGCGUCUCGUGGAUCAUUUGCCGCCCGACGCGGCGACUACACUGGCGUUGUUGAUGACGAAGAUGAGCUCCUUGGUGUUGAAGACCUUGAAGCGGACGAAGAAGACGAGCUCUAGUGGCGUACCUCGUCCUGCACCUAUUCGGCAAAAUCUUAUGUCGCACCCAUGAGGUUAUGUUAUAUUACGAGAACAUCAUGUAUUGGAAAUUUGCUUCUAUGUAUACGCUGCUGGCGUUCCGCGUUCAUUUAUUGUUCUAGCCUAUUUGGUAUACACGCCCCGUGGUAGAGUAAUUCGAGUCGACUUUGGAAUCGUUAGUGCGGGUGGGGG
Molecule: messenger RNA, 4827 nt
Organism: Aspergillus ibericus CBS 121593
Lineage: Eukaryota; Fungi; Ascomycota; Eurotiomycetes; Eurotiales; Aspergillaceae
Product: vacuolar protein sorting/targeting protein 10
Exons: 2
Coding region: 169-4617 (1482 amino acids)
Biological process (GO): protein targeting to vacuole; Golgi to vacuole transport; Golgi to endosome transport
Cellular component (GO): membrane; Golgi apparatus
Molecular function (GO): protein binding
Source: RefSeq, a predicted model, not a curated record